AUGGCUGCUAGAGAGCAGUCCAGAUAUUUGGCGCGAGCAUUGCCCCGGGCUUUCAUGCCUCGGCUCGUCCCCAGGCCUUCCUCGACUGCAUCCUCCUUGACUACCUCUGUCUCUGAAGACGCAGCGAAGUCCUUUGACCCCGCUGCGCAGGCCAAGGCACGCAAGACAAAGCUGCCUCGAGGCCGAUAUCAAUUCCGAUCCCCCAAAUACGACCGCGGUCCCCUCCAUCCUCAUCAACCGCCUCCUCCCUCAGACCCUUCUUCCAGAUUGUUCGUUCCCGGUCCCUUUGCUCUUCCGCGCGCCGAGCAAACAUACCACUCAACCGUCGCAUCGGACAUCCUUACCCUCUGCUACGUGCACACACCACCUGGAUUCAAGCCCCCACCUAAGGCUCCCCGUCUGCGCGAGUGGGAUGACAGCUCUCCUUACCACAAAAACCGUCCCCUCCGCGGGCCCCGUGGUGGUGAUGUUCUGCGUUUAAUUCGGAAGCCCAUCCGCUUCAACAACAUCCCCAAGAUCGAGCGCAUCACAAUUCACAGUUACGUGAAAAACGCCGCCCAUGAGAACUCGUCAUGGCUGCACGUUGCCGGUAUGGCUAUUCAAGCCAUUUCCAACACUCGUGUAGAGACCUUCAAGUCCAAGUCCAGUGUCGCGACCUGGAGCAUUGCCCCUGGCCGAGACACUGUUGCUGUCAAGGCUGAGCUGCAGGGUGAGACCAUGUAUCACUUCCUGGGCAAGCUGAUCGAUGUGGUUCUGCCCCGGAUCAAGGAUUGGCCCGGUAUCAAGGGUAGCAGUGGUGAUAGCAGUGGAAACAUCACCUUUGGUCUGGUACCAGAGAAUGUUGCCAUGUUCCCUGAGAUCGAGGUCAAUUAUGAUAUGUACCCUCCCAAGAUGAUUCCUGGCUGCCACAUCACCCUUCACACCACCGCCAAGGCGGACAAGGAUGCUCGCCUUCUCCUGAGCGCCAUGGGUGUACCUUUCUACGGCAAGAUCGCCCACUAA
Molecule: messenger RNA, 1002 nt
Organism: Penicillium maclennaniae
Lineage: Eukaryota; Fungi; Ascomycota; Eurotiomycetes; Eurotiales; Aspergillaceae
Product: mitochondrial 54S ribosomal protein uL5m
Exons: 4
Coding region: 1-1002 (333 amino acids)
Biological process (GO): translation
Cellular component (GO): ribosome; cytosolic large ribosomal subunit
Molecular function (GO): structural constituent of ribosome; RNA binding
Source: RefSeq, a predicted model, not a curated record